AUGGGGGGCCGGGGCCGCGACUGCUCCGGGCCGGCCGGGGCGCCUCUGCUGCUCCUGCUGCUCCCGCUGCUCCCGCUGCUCCUGGUCUCGGGGCUGUCGCUGUCCCCGCCGCCAUCCCAGGAUGUUGAUGAGUGUGCAGGAGGAAUUGAUGACUGCCACGCAGAUGCCAUCUGUCAGAACACACUCGAGUCCUAUAAGUGCUCCUGCAAGCCAGGCUACCAAGGAGAGGGCAAGCACUGUGAAGAUGUGGAUGAGUGCCUGUUCAGCAACGGAGGCUGCCAGCACACAUGUGUCAACACCGUGGGGAGCUACGAGUGUCAGUGUAAGGAGGGGUUUUUCCUGAGUGACGACCAGCAUACGUGCAUUCACUGUGCAGAAGAGAAAGAGGAGUCUACCCUGCAGCUAAUGGAGAACAACGUUACAUCAUCAGUAGCUGAGGGUGACAAAAGAGUAAAACGGAGGCUACUUAUGGAAACAUGUGCUGUAAACAAUGGAGGCUGUGACCGAACGUGUAAGGACACAUCUACUGGUGUUCACUGCAGCUGCCCCGUGGGAUUCACCCUCCAGUUUGAUGGGAAGACAUGUAAAGAUAUUGAUGAGUGUCAUACUGGUAACGGAGGCUGUGAUCACUUCUGCAGAAACACUGUUGGCAGUUUUGAUUGCAGUUGCAAGAAAGGAUUUAAAUUAUUAACAGAUGAAAAGUCUUGUCAAGAUAUUGACGAAUGCUCUUUUGAAAGGACCUGUGACCACACAUGCAUCAAUCAUCCUGGCACCUUUGAGUGUGCUUGUAAUAAAGGAUACACCUUGUAUGGUUUCACACAUUGUGGAGACACUAAUGAGUGUAGCAUCAAUAAUGGAGGCUGCCAGCAGAUCUGCAUGAACACCGUGGGAAGUUAUGAGUGCCAGUGCCUCUCAGGCUACCAGCUCCACUGGAACAAGAAGGACUGCAUGGAAGUAAAGGGAUUCCGGCCUGGUAACAUGUCCCCCAAAGUGUCCAUGCGCUGUACUAAGAGUGGUGGAGUGGAUAACUGCUUCCUAAACUGUCCCUCAGAUGUCCACCUCUCUCCAGGAUAUCAAGAUGCCUAUUCUGUCACCUGUGGUGCCUCUUCUCAUCUCAGGAGUCAACUACAUAAAUCUAAUGAUUCUGCUUUAUUGGAUGUCGCCAUCGUCAGGACAAGUGUCACCUUUAGGCUGAAUGAAGGCAAAUGUAGUUUGAAAAGAGCUGAACUGCUUCCAGAGGGCCUGUCAUCAACGAUACCAGAGAAGUACAGCUCAAUAAAAGAGGGCUUCCACUAUGUAAACCUUACAUGUGGCUCUGGCAAGCAAGUCCCUGGGGCCUUUGGCAGACCAACCACGACUAAAGAAAUGUUUAUCAGUGUUGACUUUGAGCUCGAAGCAAACCAACAGGAGGUGACAGCAUCUUGUGAUCUGAGCUGUGUCCUGAGGAAGACAGAGAAGAGAUUACGUAAAGCUAUCCGCACCCUCCGGAAAACAGUUCACCGGGAGCAGUUCCAUCUUCGUUUGUCAGGAGUGGAUUUUGAAGUGGCACAAAAGUCCCCUAGGGCGUCUGAACACUCUACAGAUCCCUGUGGCUUGGGGCAAGAGCACAGAAAGGACAAAUGUGUCCCUUGCAGCAUUGGAACAUAUGACGGAGGACAAGGGCAAUGCAUUUUAUGUCCAAAUGGGACGUACCAAGAUGAGGAAGGUCAAAUAACGUGUGAACCCUGCCCAACCACAGAGGACGCGGGGAACCAGAAGACCACGGGAGCUCGCAAUGUGUCUGAAUGCGGAGGUCAAUGCCUUCCUGGUGAAUAUUCUUCAGAUGGCUUCUCCCCAUGCCAGCCCUGCCCCCUGGGAACAUACCAGCCUGAAGGCGGCCGGACUUCCUGCUUUCCUUGUGCAGGGAGUUGGAGGGGAGAACUCACUACCAAACAUCCUGGUGCUACCACUUUCCAGGACUGUGAGGCAAAAGUUCAAUGUUCACCUGGGCAUUUCUACAAUACUACAACUCACCGGUGUAUUCGCUGCUCAGCAGGGACAUACCAACCUGAAUUUGGAAAAAAUUACUGUGUUUCCUGUCCAGGAAAUACCACCACUGACUUUGAUGGCUCCACAAAUGUAACUCAGUGUAAAAACAGACAUUGUGGAGGGGAGCUAGGAGAGUUCACUGGGUAUAUUGAGUCUCCAAACUACCCUGGGAAUUAUCCAGCCAAUACCGAGUGUACCUGGACCAUCAAUCCUCCUCCCAAGCGCCGCAUUUUGAUCGUGGUUCCUGAGAUAUUUCUGCCUAUAGAAGAUGAAUGUGGAGACUACCUGGUGAUGCGGAAAACCUCCUCCUCCAACUCUGUGACAACCUAUGAAACCUGCCAAACAUAUGAACGUCCGAUAGCCUUCACCUCCAGAUCAAAGAAGUUGUGGAUUCAGUUUAAAUCUAAUGAAGGGAACAGUGCCAAAGGCUUCCAGGUCCCUUAUGUAACGUAUGACGAGGAUUACCAGGAGCUCAUUGAAGACAUAGUCCGAGAUGGCAGGUUAUAUGCAUCUGAAAAUCAUCAGGAAAUACUUAAGGAUAAGAAAUUAAUCAAGGCUCUAUUUGAUGUCCUGGCACAUCCGCAAAAUUACUUCAAGUAUACAGCGCAGGAGUCCAGAGAGAUGUUUCCAAGAUCAUUCAUCCGAUUACUACGAUCCAAAGUGUCCAGGUUUUUGAGGCCUUACAAAUGACUCUUUGCUCAUCUCACCAGCUACAAAUGCUCAGGCAUGCCCCAGCCCGUGGGGUUUUCAAGGACAGAGCUGUGUCUGCCAUUUGCAUGCCAAUGGAGGGACAGGCAUGGUACCCAGUAUUAAUGACUCUUUAGAGUUUAAUUUUUAUAGAUAAUACAAAUAUUUUGAUAAGCUGAAUUGUAUUUUUUCUUCCAAGAGAUCUUGUAUACAGUUGUGUCCGGUCAUCGGGGUGCUGUAUCAGACAAUGCUAUCAGGUUUAGGGAAGGAGAGACCUUCAGAGGGAGCCAUGUCUGUUACCACCAGAGCUUCCUCAUUUCUGCAAGUCAUGGCGUGGGAUAGGAAGGACUGAGGAGUAGUCUGCCUGAGCUAUGUUUCAGUCCCUUCACUGCCUAGAGCUAGUCUGCCAUUCACACUUCCCAUUCCCCAUACUUAGAAACUGCUGACGGGACCUCCCAAUGACGCCAGUGGCAAGUGGACCUUUGAGGUGAAUUUCCUUGUCUGAACCUGGUCUGGCUCUGUUCGGGCAGCUCAGCCAUGUCGUGUUAUCCUUACUGAGGAUAUGGAGACAGAUCCUACCCAUUCAGAGUUAGAAGCAAGCACUGGAUUUCAGGCAACAAUUUUCCAAGAGAACUGGAAGGGCCGUGUUUGGGCCAAUGAGUUCCAAGUUAUGUCACCCAGGCACUAAAGUUCUGAAAGAAUGUAAUAAAGAAUGUUUGGAGUGGAGAGAAUUAAAAUAAAAUGAUGAAAAAAAUUUCUAUACAAAUGUAA
Molecule: messenger RNA, 3486 nt
Organism: Vombatus ursinus (common wombat)
Lineage: Eukaryota; Metazoa; Chordata; Mammalia; Diprotodontia; Vombatidae
Gene: SCUBE2
Product: signal peptide, CUB domain and EGF like domain containing 2
Exons: 20
Coding region: 1-2718 (905 amino acids)
Biological process (GO): signal transduction
Cellular component (GO): cell surface
Molecular function (GO): calcium ion binding
Source: RefSeq, a predicted model, not a curated record